UAGAACAGACUUUUGAUGAUAUUUAUACGAGUGUUCAAGGGUACUUGCAUUUAAGUAAUUCAAGCUAAACAAGAUGGACCUAGCGCUGCUUGCGGCGCUCGGGGCGCUGCUGUGCGUCUGCUGCAGCAUCGAGGAGGGCUCAGCUUAUACGUUCAGGACUUUCAUGGGCGCGGAAAUUGCCACAACUGCGAUCUCGAGCAGCGCGGUCGUGCAGCGUCCAUGCGAGUGUCGCGCGCUGUGCCGGAACGCAUGCGUCGCGGUGGCCAUCAGGCGUCAGCCACCACGCCACUUCCACUGCUCCUUCACUGAUAAACCCGUCGCUGACGUCAACACCACACUUACGGUUCCUGCUCUCGGCAGCAAGGUUUUCUACAAACGCUUGGUAUGCCUGCCUGGCUUCACGCUCGUGGACAACGUGGGCUGCAUUUACGUCUCCACCGUCGCACUGAACUUCACCGCCGCCGCCGCGUCCUGUCCCCUCGACUCCCAACUCUUCACCGCCAACUCCCUGAUCGACUUCAACACCAUGAGGGAAUACCUCUUGAAGAGUUUCACUUCCAAGUACACGCAGUUCUGGAUUGGCCUGAUCCAUGCUCCGGACUCCACUUGGCAAUGGCUCGGAGGCGGAACCAUCGCAACUACUCACCCAUCGCAAUACUGGGGCAAAUUUGACCCAAAUGAGCCAGCUACAGUGACCAGCUGUGGGGGAAUGUAUCUUGAUCCUGGACUGAGUUACUUGUAUCAUCUGGCCGAUGCUCCUUGUGCCAAAGCCUACAUGUUUCUGUGUAAGCAGAUUUGA
Messenger RNA from Hyalella azteca, 799 nucleotides. RefSeq lists its product as uncharacterized. The record is from RefSeq and is a predicted model, not a curated record. Bases 74 to 799 code for a protein of 241 amino acids. NCBI's taxonomy places the organism in Eukaryota, Metazoa, Arthropoda, Malacostraca, Amphipoda, Hyalellidae. The transcript is spliced from 4 exons.